Molecule: messenger RNA, 4664 nt
Organism: Oncorhynchus masou masou (cherry salmon)
Lineage: Eukaryota; Metazoa; Chordata; Actinopteri; Salmoniformes; Salmonidae
Product: GPI transamidase component PIG-S-like
Biological process (GO): attachment of GPI anchor to protein
Cellular component (GO): GPI-anchor transamidase complex
Source: RefSeq, a predicted model, not a curated record
AUGCUGUUCAUUGACUACAGCUCGGCAUUCAACACCAUAGUACCCUCCAAACUCGUCAUCAAGCUGGGUCUCGACCUCACCCUGUGCAACUGGGUCCUGGACUUUGACGGGCCGCCCCCAGGUGGUGAGGAUGUCCCGUCAGUAGAUGUCCCGUCAGUAGAUGGUCCGUCAGUAGAUGUCCUGUCAGUAGAUGUCCCGUCAGUAGAUGUCCCGUCAGUAGAUGUCCUGUCAGUAGAUGACCCGUCAGUAGAUGGCCUGUCAGUAGAUGACCUGUCAGUAGAUGACUGUAAUGUCCUGUCAGUAGAUGGCCUGUCAGUAGAUGACCUGUCAGUAGAUGACCUGUCAGUAGAUGUCCUGUCAGUAGAUGACCCGUCAGUAGAUGACUGUAAUGUCCGGUCAGUAGAUGGCCUGUCAGUAGAUGACCUGUCAGUAGAUGACCUGUCAGUAGAUGUCCCGUCAGUAGAUGACUGUAAUGUCCUGUCAGUAGAUGACCUGUCAGUAGAUGGCCUGUCAGUAGAUGACCUGUCAGUAGAUGACCUGUCAGUAGAUGACCCGUCAGUAGAUGACUGUAAUGUCCCGUCAGUAGAUGGCCUGUCAGUAGAUGACCUGUCAGUAGAUGACCUGUCAGUAGAUGACCUGUCAGUAGAUGGCCUGUCAGUAGAUGGCCUGUCAGUAGAUGGCCUGUCAGUAGAUGACCUGUCAGUAGAUGGCCUGUCAGUAGAUGGCCUGUCAGUAGAUGGCCUGUCAGUAGAUGACUGUAAUGUCCUGUCAGUAGAUGUCCCGUCAGUAGAUGUCCUGUCAGUAGAUGACUGUAAUGUCCUGUCAGUAGAUGGCCUGUCAGUAGAUGACCUGUCAGUAGAUGACUGUAAUGUCCUGUCAGUAGAUGUCCCGUCAGUAGAUGUCCCGUCAGUAGAUGACUGUAAUGUCCUGUCAGUAGAUGGCCUGUCAGUAGAUGGCCUGUCAGUAGAUGACUGUAAUGUCCUGUCAGUAGAUGGCCUGUCAGUAGAUGGCCUGUCAGUAGAUGACUGUAAUGUCCUGUCAGUAGAUGGCCUGUCAGUAGAUGGCCUGUCAGUAGAUGGCCUGUCAGUAGAUGGCCUAGUUGACCGAGGGCGUCUGGCGGCCCUAACCAGAGCAGUGGUGGUGAUCGCUGUGGGAGUUCCCUUGUGGUGGAAGACCACUGAGACAUACAGGGCAUGGCUACCUGUCACCCAGAUCAACCAGCUAGCUCAGCUGCAGCUACAGUUGAGUGUGGAAGUGGAGGUGGUGUUCUCUAGAGGAACUCUGACUGCUGAACACCAGAAGAAGAUUGAUCCCACACACACACGCCUGGAGGAGCACCCUGUGGACGAGACCACAUUGUUGAGUUACAGGUAUGAGACUAGAUACAGGACAGCUACCAUCAUGGAGGAAGAUGCCCUGAACCAGCCCACUGCAGCAGAGACGGAUCUGUCUCUUCAUCUGCUCAGUGAGAGCCCCUGUGGCUCCGUGGUCAUCUAUGUGGUCCCAGAAUCCUCCACACUGCUACCUGAGGGUGUGAGUGUGUACGUGGGUCAGCGGCGGACGGCGCUGUUGCGUGCGGGGAGGCCAAUGAGAGUGGGCGUCGGCCUGAAGGAGGUGCUAGCCCACCUGGAGACCCAGGUACAACAGGUUCUCAAGGUCAUGUCAUUCAGCCACAGUGACAUCACCGCUGCCCUGAGCGACCGCAUGAGAUGGUGUAGAUGGUCUGAUUCUCAGUGGUGUAGAUGGUACAAUGAUUCUCCAUUUUCUCUCUCUUCUACCCCCCCUGCAGGUUAUGAAAUAACCUUCAGCCUGUUGAACCCUGACCCUAAGUCUCACCAUCUGCACUGGGACAUAGAGGCAGCAGUCCAGAGUUAUAUCCAGCCUCUCCUGUCGAAGCUGGCCCCCGUGGCUGACUUCAGUCUGGACUCACAGAUCCUCUACUACGCCGUCCUAGGGGUCAACCCACGUUUCGAUCCCUCACUCAACGCCUACACACUCAACGCUGACAGCCUGUCUCACGUCAUUAACCCCGUAGAGGCCAGGCUGGGCUCCAGCGCUGCGUCAUCCAACCCUGUCCUGAACUUCCUGCUGUAUGUUCCAGACGCACGUCACUCCCCCCUCUACAUCACCGACCACCACAAAUACACUGUUGUCUCCAACGCCUUCAGCUCCCCGCGCUGGGGUGGCAUCAUGGUGUAUAAUGUCAAUGGGACAGAGCUUCCUGUUCACAUCAACAUAGACAUGACCAGAGUGAUGGGAGUCUUCCUAGCACAGCUACGGCUGAUGCUGGGUGUCCAGUCGUCAACCCCUCCCCCUGGCUUCCUGGUUGGCCCGUGUGGCCCAGCGGGAUUGGCUGACUGGGAGUUGGAUCGCCUCCUGUGGAGUCGCAGUGUAGAGAACGUUGCCACGGCAACGACAACCAUCACCUCAUUGGCCCAGCUGCUGGACCAGAUAGGAAACAUCGUCAUCAACGACAACAUCGCAGAACAGGUGUCAGCAGCAGUUGCCUCUCUCCAGUUGGCUGUGGGUCAGUUGGAGGCGGGGAACCUGGGCCUGGCCCUGCAGUACAGUAAGGAAGCUAUCCUCCAUUCAGAACGAGCCUUCUUCGACCUCCUCCUCCACCUCCUCUAUUUCCCUGACGAUCAGAAGUUUGCCAUCUACAUCCCUCUCUUUCUGCCCAUGUGUGUCCCCAUCCUGCUCUCACUGCUCAAGAUGGGCGAGGUCCGCCAGAGGCGAAGGGAGAGACAGGACAAGAAGGAGUGAGAUGGAAGUUAUUAAGAUGGAAAGAUCGACCGAUGAACGGGCACACGCACAGUUGGUUCACUGAUCAACAAAGUGUUUAAAGGAAACUGUCUGGACUCAGAAAUUAUGUUAAGACCAUUAGAAAUACAUGGGGCCGUAUUGAUCAAACUUCUCACAGUAGGAGUGUUUAUUUAGGAUCAGUUUUGCCUUUCAGAACACAAUGAAUAAGAUUACAUGGACAGGGGGACCUGAUCCUAGAUCAGCACUGAUUACAUGGACAGGGGGACCUGAUCCUAGAUCAACACAGAUUACAUGGACAGGGGGACCUGAUCCUAGAUCAGCACUCCUCUAAUUAUAUGGACAGGGGGACCUGAUCCUAGAUCAACACUCCUCUGAUUACAUGGACAGGGGGACCUGAUCCUAGAUCAGCACUCCUCUAAUUAUAUGGACAGGGGGACCUGAUCCUAGAUCAACACUGAUUACAUGGACAGGGGGACCUGAUCCUAGAUCAACACUGAUUAUAUGGACAGGGGGACCUGAUCCUAGAUCAGCACUCCUCUAAUUACAUGGACAGGGGACCUGAUCCUAGAUCAGCACUCCUCUAAUUACAUGGACAGGGGACCUGAUCCUAGAUCAGCACUGAUUUCAUGGACAGGGGGACCUGAUCCUAGAUCAACACUGAUUAUAUGGACAGGGGGACCUGAUCCUAGAUCAGCACUCCUCUAAUUAUAUGGACAGGGGGACCUGAUCCUAGAUCAGCACUCCUCUAAUUACAUGGACAGGGGGACCUGAUCCUAGAUCAACACUGAUUAUAUGGACAGGGGGACCUGAUCCUAGAUCAACACUGAUUACAUGGACAGGGGGACCUGAUCCUAGAUCAACACUGAUUAUAUGGACAGGGGGACCUGAUCCUAGAUCAACACUCCUCUAAUUAUAUGGACAGGGGGACCUGAUCCUAGAUCAACACUCCUCUAAUUAUAUGGACAGGGGGACCUGAUCCUAGAUCAACACUGAUUACAUGGACAGGGGGACCUGAUCCUAGAUCAACACUGAUUACAUGGACAGGGGGACCUGAUCCUAGAUCAACACUCCUACUCUGAGCAGUGGUUGGAACCAAAAUUAUUUUCCAAUCGUUCCGUUCCGAGCAGAACCCUGUUCUUUAUGUUCCAUUCCGGUGUUCCGAGCAGAACCCUGUUCUUUAUGUUCCAUUCCGGUGUUCCGAGCAUAAGAAAGUUACUGUUUUAUAUAGUGGCUUUUCGUUACUUUAAAAAAACUGUGAAAUCAAUAUUGUUUUAACAUUUACAGUUAAAUAAAUGUAUGCCCCCAAUUAGCACCAAUGUGUUUAGGCUUUUACGAGCAUUAUAACUUCACCUACUUAUAUACUAGACAUAAGGAAUAUUUUUGGGGAAAAACGUUAUUAACCGGUAAUCAAGAUUUGAAAAUAACGGUUCUGUUCCCAGAACACGAGAGAUCCCUUUCGUUCCCGGUUCUGAUUUCGUUCCUCGGAAAACGUUGUUUUUCAGUUCUGUUCCCUGAACCGGUUCCAACCUCUGACUGAGAUACUUGAUACAUAUGCGGCCCCUGACAACCAGGCGUUUGCUGUAGUCUGAAACCACUGGUGGCAGAGGGUUGAUGCCAUCACCGUGGCGAUGUUGAAAUGUUUUUAGUUGGCUUUUAUUUGCCUGAUGUCUGAUCUGGAAGCAACAGGUCUGUCUUUUGCUGUAGCAACAAGGUUUAGAUUGUUUUAUUUGUGUUGGGAAUGAUGCUUUACUUACGCUCUGUCGAUUAUUGUACGAGAGGGACUCGUACGAUCAACUGGGAAUUCAUUGAUUUGGGGAAGGACUUUGUCUAUCUUUUUGUUUGUUUUAUGCUUUGUACAUGUUUAUGACAAUAAUAAAAAAAUCUAUGUUUGUUGAUAAAUA